AUGGCAAAGAAAAAAAAUGACGAUGUAACGGCGACGGCGGUGGCUGUACCACCAAACGAGGUGCGGUAUAAAGGUGUGAGAAUGAGGCCAUGGGGGACAUAUGGAGCUGAGAUUACUAACCCCAUCAAGAAGGUACGAGUCUGGCUUGAUACUUUCAAAACAGAGGAAGAAGCUGCAAGGGCCUUUGAUACGACGUCAAGGAUGUAUCACGGCCCUAAAGCCAAACUUAAUUUCCUAACAACAAAUGAGGAUAACCUUGAAAAUGCUAAUAAUAUAGAAACUUAUGUCUUCUUCGAUGUAUCCUUUUUGAGUGUUUUGUUUUUCUACAUAGAAUUAUGA
Solanum stenotomum is the source of this 339-nucleotide messenger RNA. Its product is annotated as ethylene-responsive transcription factor 4-like. The record is from RefSeq and is a predicted model, not a curated record. Gene Ontology annotation, biological process: regulation of DNA-templated transcription. Gene Ontology annotation, molecular function: DNA binding; DNA-binding transcription factor activity. The transcript has a single exon. The coding region runs from base 1 to 339 and encodes 112 amino acids. NCBI's taxonomy places the organism in Eukaryota, Viridiplantae, Streptophyta, Magnoliopsida, Solanales, Solanaceae.